GGCCGGCGGAGGCUGCAGUGGCGGAUCCGCCUCGUUUCGUUUUCGUUUCCCGGAAGGGCCGGACCGCCCCGCACGGCGCCCGGAGCAGGGGGCGGGAGCAGGCGGCGCAGCGAGCCGCGCCCGCGGGCAGGACCGCCACCUGCCAUGCAGGGUGAAGUGAUGGUUGAUUCUUCUUCAGGCCCGGUACCAGCAGUUAACAUGCCACUGCAGUCACAGCCCAGAUGUGUGACCUCGCUGCAGCCCAUCACGGAGGGAGAAAUCUUCAAGUUGCCAGGCAGGCUCAGAAUCCAGCCCUCGCUCUGGAGCAAAGAUGAUGUGAUCCAUUGGUUAAGAUGGGCCGAGAAAGAAUAUUCCCUCCGGCCAACAGAUGAAAGCAAGUUUGAAAUGAAUGGAAAAGCCCUCUGCAUUCUCACCAAGGAUGAUUUCAGAUACAGGGCUCCUAGCUCAGGUGACGUUUUAUACGAGUUACUCCAGUACAUCAAAAUCCAGCGGCAAGCCCUUGUGUGCAGCCCAUUGUUUAAUUCACCCUUUCGGGAUGCAAAACACAUGGAGAUGCACAGCACGGUGGGAGGUAUGAACUGCAGGUUAGAAGUCUCCCCAGGAAGGGUCUCUUCAUUGCUAACGACAUGUCCAAGCCACAGAGAACAGCCCAGGUCUCCCAGAAAGGUCUUCUUCAGAGAGGAGCCACUUAAUCUCUCUCAUCAUGGCUCAGAAGUCAGCUGUAGGCCAGAGGUCAUCUGUUGUUUUCCUGCUCCCCCACCAGCCCCAGUUGAUGGUAAAAUUGCAGACUGCAGGUUACUCUGGGACUAUGUCUAUCAGCUGCUGUCUGACAGCCGGUACGAACCAUACAUCAAAUGGGAAGAUAAGGAAGCCAAGGUCUUUCGGGUUGUCGAUCCUAAUGGACUUGCCAAGCUCUGGGGGAACCAUAAGAACCGCAUGAACAUGACAUACGAAAAAAUGUCAAGAGCCUUAAGGCAUUAUUACAAACUCAACAUCAUCAAAAAGGAACCAGGCCAAAAGCUGUUAUUUAGAUUUUUGAAAACACCUGGGGAGAUAAUACAUGAGAAAUCCAGCAAGCUGGAACAGCUGGAAAGCGAGGAACAGGAGGGACUGGAUUUCAAGGAGGAUGUGGUGGAGGUAUCGCCCUAAGAACUCUAUUGCACCGUGUCUACAAUGUGGAAACACGCAGCAUCAGAGAGAUGCUCUGAGUCACUGUGAAGAACCUGGGAUGUCCUGCUGUCUCAGGAAGAAGAGACUGCCUUUCUCUCACUGGGUUGCAGUUAAAGGCUUCAAACAUUUUCUAUUCAAAGACUAAAAUGUGGAAGUUUGGCAGCAAGAGUUUAUGCACAGAAACUUGUGCAGGCCGUUGAAACUGAGAUGAAUCUGCGGGCUGGCCUUUUGCUUGCUAACGUUUUCCCACGGGUUAUUUUGUGUAUUUGUCUGUUUUUUAAAAUGAUCACAUUUGGUACGUUAUGGCUGAGGCUCUGUUGUUGAGUUUCAAGAUGGCUGGUGACUGUGACCCUAAUUCAGGACAGCACGGCUCUUAAGCAUCUGCUUAACUCUACUCUUACGCUUCAAGUUAAGCAAACUCUUCUGUACCUUGCUAAAUCAGUCACAGCUUAUGUGAAGAUUUUUGUGUGGUUUCAGGGCAGAGGGGUUCUUUUAGCUGAAUAUUUCCAAUUAAUUUCACUGUGUAUAGAGCAAUAAUAAUACUGGUUAUGCUUAGCUGACUAUGAAGGCAUGUGACAAAAACAAAAUACCAAAAUGAGUUGUAAUAGAAAUAGUGAAGGACUCCAGGUCUUCCAGUUAUUUACACAGGGGAUAACAGAAGACGAGUCCCCUGCCUCAGGAGACCAAAUGAUUGAUUAACGUCCUCAGCUGAUGUAAACUCUGCUCAGGUCAAUUAAGCUAUACUGACUCAUACCAGCAGAGGCUCUGUCCAGAAGAAACCUUCCCCUUGGGGUUUGAGUACCAAGAUACAACAUUCCCAAAGGGCUGAAUUCACACUAAAUGAGCAGUGGAAGUAACCGGCCUUAUUCUCCUUUCAUGUAAUUCAGCCCCGUGCAGAGGACUGAAAGCUUAGUGGGUGCAUAUGCUGGCUCUCUUCCGCUGCUGUAAAUUGUGGAUAGCUGAGGUUUCACCGAAGCAAGUGAGGGAAGAAUCGGUUCAUUAACCACAGGGGAUUCAGAGCUGAGUGAUCCGACUCCAUUGUCCAAGGUAAGCAAAAUGCAACUAAACUACACAGCAGCAGAGGUCAGUUUAGGUUUUUGCAAGUUCAUUUUUUCGUUAGAUAAUCUCAGGCGUUGUUCAGAAAAUACUCUAGCAAAUGCGCGUGCGGGUUUUUAAAAUCUGACAAUAUCCCAUUUUUGCCUAACAACAUUUUCAGAUCCCCUGCAGUAGUUCUGACUUGCUAUGAAGCUGUUUCUAAGGUGUCACCCUGCCCUGCCUUCUUCCAGUUUACUCAUCCUGCUUGCUUCAAGGUCAUUAGGAUUUCAAUGGGAACAAGAUUAUGCCUAAAUAACAUAUUCUAGAGGCUAUUCUCAUUUUAGGAGAGGAAACCUUGUCUACUAGUUAAAGCAAAGAAGUGCAAAGUCAGGAGGUGUGCGUGCACAAUUGCUCUACUGUGAGGGAGAUGGAUUACAACCACUGUGUGGCUUCAUGUAUAACCCACCACAGAGCCUGCCUGUUCUUUAGUAUUGACCCUCUAAUCUUUGCUAGUGUGUGUGGAGGACCAGGACUGUAUGACCACUCCCCAAUUGCCAGUUCUGUGCCUUUGAGCAAGUCACUACCACUGAGCCUCAGCUUUUUCACGUGUGAAUUGGACACAGUGGGUGCGUCUACAUGUUCAUUAAUGUGAAGUAACUACUGCGCAUUAAAUUUAGUACUUGCAAAAGGAAGUACAAAAAUGUGCAGUAGGCUGUCCUACUCGCAUUAGUGCAAUUGCAUGCUUUUUUGUGACGGUUAAUGCACAGUAGACUAAUACUACUGCGCAUAGCCUAAUAGCAUGGUUUUUGCCUGAUGCCGUAAUGCUUAGUUAAUCAGCCUACUGCGUAUUAAGCGUCUCUUGUAGACACACCCAGAACCAUCUUUCUACAGGGGUAUAACGAAGGUCCUGCAAACAUUAGGCCUAAGAAUAGCUACGCCUAUAAGCCAGUGAUUCUCAACCAGGGUUUGGCAAUACCUUGGGUUGCACUGGGAUCCUUUCAAGGGUGAAAUGUUAGCACUGUUAGGUGUGCAAAUAUGUUUCACAAGACAAACCUAGGGAUUUCAAAUAGGAAUACCUGGUGUUCAGUGAUCGUAAGGCCGGAAGGGACCUCGGAAGAUCAUCGGGUCCACCCCCCUGCACCAAGCAGGAAAACAUGUUAAUGUUAAAAACAUCCUGACCUGUUGUGGUCUUUCUGAGUUCUUUGCACCAGAAAAGUUAGUUUCUUUAGUAUUUAUUUCUGUAAUCAAAAAUGGAGUGAAAACUAAGCUGGCAUUUUUCAAGGGGCACCCUGAAUUUACUGAGGAGCGCCUUGAGUCUAACAACGUUGAGGACCACUGCUAUAAAUGCUCCCAGUUACUUCAAAGUGCCAGCAAGCUAUUUUGGUUGAUUUAGCUGAGGAUCCGACCCAUUGCUUGGAAAGUUAUUUGUGUGCAUAAAUGCUCUCAGGAUUGGGGCCUACCCCAUUAGCAGUCAAAUGCAUGCAUGCUCAAAUUUCCAGUGCUAAAUUUAGGCACACUUACCACCAAAGACUGUCCUUCUUAUAGCUCCAAAGUGUUCAGAGACUCUCUGUAUUGAAAAGCCCUAGAAAAACUGCAAAACUAUUUUGUCAACCUCUGCAAGAAACCACAAAGCUUCCAAGAAUGAGGAAUAAGCAUUCACAGGGUGCAUCUGUUUAUAAGCCUGGACCAUAAUAACCACACACCACCAAGAAGGGGAGGGUGUUUUUUUAACCACUGGAAGUCUACAGAUUUUACUAUGAUCAUUUAACUAUUUUUUUUUAAUAAGGUGAUUGAAAAUGCCUUACAAAUUAGCGCACAGUACACGUUAAGCUGAUGAAAUAUCUCAAUGGGAGAGCUUUCAUGAACUCUGUGAAUCAUUGUGAUCCUUUGUAUAAUGCUGCCCGGGUCCCAAAGGUAUUUUUGAGGCUGUUUCUUCAAGGGGUGCAAGGCAGAACGGGAGAUGACUUGUGAAUUUCAGUUUGUGUUUUUUUUUUGGAUAAAAAAAUAAAAUAAUGAAGUCAUG
This is a messenger RNA of Alligator mississippiensis (American alligator), 4228 nucleotides long. It is a transcript of the gene ETV7, whose product is annotated as ETS variant transcription factor 7. Gene Ontology annotation, cellular component: nucleus. Gene Ontology annotation, biological process: cell differentiation; regulation of transcription by RNA polymerase II. NCBI's taxonomy places the organism in Eukaryota, Metazoa, Chordata, Crocodylia, Alligatoridae. The record is from RefSeq and is a predicted model, not a curated record. Gene Ontology annotation, molecular function: sequence-specific DNA binding; DNA-binding transcription factor activity, RNA polymerase II-specific. The transcript is spliced from 8 exons. The coding region runs from base 145 to 1149 and encodes 334 amino acids.